Messenger RNA from Conger conger (European conger), 9490 nucleotides. It is a transcript of the gene kcp, whose product is annotated as kielin cysteine rich BMP regulator. Gene Ontology annotation, molecular function: protein binding. The record is from RefSeq and is a predicted model, not a curated record. The transcript is spliced from 52 exons. NCBI's taxonomy places the organism in Eukaryota, Metazoa, Chordata, Actinopteri, Anguilliformes, Congridae. The coding region runs from base 415 to 7413 and encodes 2332 amino acids.
GUAGGUUACUUGUACAGUGACCGGGACAGGAUGGAAGUAUCACGGAUGACCUGAGACGAAUACUAAGUAAAUUUUUAAUUACAAAGGACGGAACCAACGACUUAAGUUCGUAACAUCGCCGCAUUAUUUAGAAAAUAUAAAAUGUUAUGUUUCUUUGUGCAAAAUGAUCGCCAGAUGUUUCGUGUUUCAUUGAUGCUCAGUCGUGGAAAGGGAAAGUCCGCAAAACUCAUAUGCAGCGCGUUAGAACUAUUGUAUAGCGGUUCACACUUUUUUUGAAACUAUUUCAAAACAGCAAGGCUGAGCCUUAUUUUACAUUUGAGCUAAUAUCUCGUUAAAUAUCUUGAAGUGAUCUUUUAAUAACUUGCUAGAUCCUUGGAACUGCGGGGCCGCGCAGUGAAGACUCGGGUGAAGAUAAUGGGGAGCCCCAGGAUCAGAACAGCUCUGUCCUUGCAGUUCUGUGUCUUAGCUUUUUGGAACUUUCAUUUGGCAACACGAGCUCAAGAAGACGGUCCUCUCCAAUAUUACGACGACGAAAAUGUCAUUGAUCUUCUAGAAGCUCUGAAUAUCACACGGUCCAUAAAGGGUGUGACCAAGGCCAAGGGCAUGGAGCCAGGCAUCCCAGCCUGGAAGUUCCGUCAGAGGGUGCCUCACCUCACCCUGCCCAGGGACUUCUCCAUCUACUUCCUCAGCACCAUGCAGGGCUCCAUCGGGUUCCACUUUGUGGCCCAGCAGGCCAAGAACUCAGACGGCGCCCUCAUAUCCUUCAUCUCGCCGGCCGCCCUGAAGAAGGACGGCCACCCGCUUCUCCAGCUGGUCUCCAGCACCCGCUCCAACCAGCUGCGUCUGGACUACCGGGCCGUUCACAGCAUGGAGCCCGCCAGUAUCCUGUUCCCUGGUGGCACGCCCUUCUCCAAUGACCGCUGGGCCCGUGUCGCCCUCAACCUGGAGCCCCACAAGAUCUCGCUUUUCAUUGACUGCGAGGAGGCCAUCGUCUUCGAGAAAACGAGGAGUGAAGACGUCUUGAGCCUCACCUUGCCCAUUGACCUGGAGAUCACCUUUGCAAGUGUGCCCGGUGACAAGGCCAGUAAGUUCAUGGGUUACUGGCAAACAGCAGAAGUCUCCACCAGUGGUUACAUCAGACGUCCAUGGCACUGUGAAAAUCUAUCAGACUCCAUGCCCCACUCCCUUCCCAGUACUGAAAUGGAAGACCCCUACGGGAAAGAUCCCAGCGUGCACCUGGAGCCGCAGUCUGACUCAGCACAUGACCAGCCUCAGCGCACUCACCUGGGCCCCCCUGGGUCGCAGCGGGGGUCAAAGCCCCUGAACCCAGAGGAGAGGAUUCGGAGGCUGGAGGAGCUGGUUGAUGGUCUCAGCACCAUGCUGGACAUGGUCAAGGCUCAGAAUACGGACCUGGUGUCGCGGGUUCAGUACCUGGAGACGUGCGAGUGCCGUCGGCCAACGUGCACCUGGGAGGAGCGGGAGGUGGAGGAGGGGGCUCGCUGGGAGACGGACCAGGGCUCCACCUGCGAGUGCGUCACCGGGAAGGUGCAGUGUGCUGUCAGUGAUGGUUGUGUCUUCGAAGGCAAGACGUACAGCAAUGGAGAUGUGUUCAGCCCGGACCCGUGUGAGUCCUGUGUGUGUGAGAACGGCCGGGCCAAGUGUCAGCGGGGCCGCUGCCACCCCCUGUCCUGUCUGAACCAGUAUAUCCCUGAAGGGGAGUGUUGCCCAAUCUGCCAACCAGGCUGUGAGUAUGAAGAAGAAGUCUAUGAGAAUGGAGCUGUCUUUGUAUCGAGAUCCAACCCCUGUCAGAAAUGCACAUGUACAAACAGCCUGGUGAAAUGUACCCCAGUUCAGUGUCAGCCUACAAGAUGCUCAAGACCUUUUCAGAUACCAGGCCAGUGCUGUCCCACCUGUUCAGCCUGUGAUGUAGACGGCAGACCUUACAAUGGCUCUUUCAACACUCUGGAUGGCUGCCAGAUCUGUACCUGCAGGAAAGGGGACACGUCAUGUGUAGACGUGCAGACAUGUCAGCACUCCUGCAGCCAUGGGGUGAAGCCGCCGUAUGGAUCCUGCUGUCAGGACUGCUCACGCUGCAGUAUGGAUGGGCAGAUCAUCCUAGAUGGUGCGUCCUUCUCUGACCGCCAGGAUCCCUGCAAGCGCUGCGUCUGCAUGAAUGGGAACUUAGUGUGCACUGCGGUCUCCUGUCCUCCGCUGGAUUGUGUGGCCGCUGAGACCAGUGAGGGCGAGUGUUGUCCCAUGUGCCGAGGCUGUGUUCACAAUGGCAUUCAGCGUGAGCAUGGACUGCAGUGGCGCAUGCCAGACAACCCCUGUACCAUCUGCACGUGUGUGGAGGGCCAGGUCCAGUGUCAGGCUGAAAAGUGUGCCCCCUCAUGUAAAAACCCCUCUAGCCCACCACCAGGCACCUGCUGUCCUGUCUGCAAAGGUUGUGGUAUGAAUGGCCGAGACUACCUCAAUGGGGAACAGGUACCUGGUGCAGAUCGCUGUCAGGAGUGCACUUGUUUUAAUGGUGACCUCAAGUGCAGUCCCACCUCCUGCCCCCACGCACUCUGCAGAAAUCCAGUCACAAGGCCUGGAGAAUGCUGCCCACGAUGUGAACAGUGUGAUUAUGAGUCUCAGGUGUAUGUGGACGGACAAGUCUUUGUCUCCCGCCUGGAUCCCUGCUCACGCUGUCAGUGUUCGGGUGGGGAGGUUUCCUGUGAGCGCCUGGACCACACCUGCCCCCCUCUGCAGUGUACUCACCCAGCCCAGACCAAGAGCCAGUGCUGCCCCACGUGUGAGAUGUGUGAGUAUGAGCGUAAGGUCUACACCAAUGGGAAAAGAUUCAACCCCCCAGGAAGCGGACCCUGUGUCCAUUGUACCUGCAUGAACGGGAAUGUGAGGUGCCACCAGGAAAAGUGUCCCCUCAUCCAGUGCUCCAACCCCGUCAUAGACCCACAGCUGUGCUGCCCCGUCUGUAAAGUUUGUGUGGUGGACGGGCUGGAGUUUGAGGAGGGGGAAGAGUGGGACGCUGAAGGCCAGCCCUGUCGCCGCUGCCGCUGUGUGGGCGGGGAGCCUGUAUGUCAUGUGACCCGCUGUCCCGCCGUGUCCUGCCUGCACCCCAGCAAGCUGGAGGGCCAGUGCUGUGCCACCUGUGACCUCUGCUCCUACAACCAGCGCAUCUACAGCAACGGGCAGGACUUCCAUGACCCCGACGACCCCUGUCAGCAGUGCAGGUGUCAGGAUGGCACAGUUAAGUGCACUGUAGCGCAGUGCCCACCUCCAACCUGCUCCAGCCCCCAGACGCCCCCGGGACAGUGCUGUCCCCAGUGCCCGAACUGUGACUUUGACAACCGUGUGUUUGUUGACGGAGAGGAGUUUCCCAGCCCAGUGAACCCGUGCCAGGAGUGUGUGUGUUCUGGGGGCCGAGUGGACUGCCAGGAUCAGGAGUGUCCACACCCCACCUGCACAUACCCACUAUCAGGGUCCUGCUGUCGGAACAACUGCAACGGUUGUAACUAUGCUGGGAAGGAGUACCCAAAUGGAAUGGAAUUCCCUCAUCCUACGGACAGAUGCAGGACCUGCCAUUGCAUUAAUGGAAACGUCCAGUGUCUGAUGAAGCGGUGUCCCCCACAGCAGUGCAGCAACCCUUCCAUGGUACCUGGAGAGUGCUGCCCCCAGUGUCCGGCGCCACCUGCAGACUGCCUGUACAAGGGGCAGUCCUACAAGCACAGUGAGCGCUUCUACGACCCCGCGGAUAAGUGUCGCACCUGCAUCUGCACCAAUGGGAGUGUGAGCUGCCAGCGCAGACCCUGCAGCCACGCCCACUGCACACACCCCAUACUGCAGGACUGCUGCCGCACCUGUGACGGCUGUCUGUACGAUGGGAAGGAGCACGCUAACGGGGAGACGUUUGCGGACCGCUCAGACCCCUGUGGGAUGUGUGUGUGCAGACAGGGCACGGUGACCUGUGAGAGAAAGCACUGCCCUGCGGUCACAUGUCCUUUCCCUGUGCAGACACAGUGCUGCCAGAUCUGUGACGGGUGUAGCUAUGUUGGGGAAGAGUACCUUAAUGGUGAGGAGUUCACUGACCCGCGUAGCAAGUGCAAACGCUGCUCCUGCGCAGGAGGUCAUGUGACCUGCAGCCCUAAACCCUGCUACACAGCCAGCUGCUCCCAUCCUGUCACCCGCCCUGGAAGCUGCUGUCCCGUCUGUGAAGGAUGUUUAUAUAACGGUGUGGCUGUCACCGAUGGCCAGUCCUUCCCAGAUCCUAAAGACUCAGAGUGCUCUGAGUGCACCUGUAGGGCCGGGACUGUGCAUUGUAUCAGGAGGAUUUGUUCACCUGCGCCUUGCUCGCACCCUGCCCCUGGGCCCUGCGACUGUCCCGUCUGUGAAGGAUGUGUGUUCCAGGACAGGUCCUAUGUUGAUGGAGACGUCUUCUCUGGUCCCAAGGGGACCUGUCAGGACUGCAAAUGCAUGGACGGAGAGGUGACCUGUGGCUCGAAGCAGUGCCCCAAGGUUACAUGCACGCACCCCGCCAAAGACAUCUGCACCUGCCCCGUGUGUGAGGGGUGCCACUUCAAUGGCCGGGACUGCAAUAAUGGGGAACACUUCACAGACCCGAAAAACAAGUGCCAGCGCUGCACCUGUCUGAAUGGGGGGGUCACCUGCGUCCCUGUGGCCUGCAGCCCGACCUCCUGCCGGAACCCCAUCACCCCCCUGGGACAGUGCUGUCCGGUGUGCACUGGGCGCUGUAAGCACAAGGGACAGGUGUACGAGAGCGGUGCCACCUUCGACUCCCCGUCCGACCGCUGCCGCUCCUGCACCUGCCUGAACGAGGCGGUGACAUGUCACAGGAAGCCGUGCCCGCAGCAGUGCUCCCACCCGGUGCCCUCGGGGGGCUGCUGCCCGGCCUGUGAUGGGUGUCUGUACGAGGGCGUGCAGUACACCUCCACCCAGACCUUCACCCCCGCCGCCAACCCCUGCCAGCGCUGCAGCUGCGUGAGGGGCAGCGUGGCCUGCACUCCCCAGGUCUGCCCCCCGACGCCUUGCCUGAACCCCGUCACCCCGCCCAACCAGUGCUGCGCUAAGUGCCCAGCGGUGUGUUUCCACCAGGGGCAGGAGUAUGCGGACGGGCUGCGCUGGGUCCCUUCUGCAAACCGCUGUCAGGAGUGCACCUGUGUGAGAGGUGACGUGCGCUGUUCGGAGGUGGUGUGUAAUCCCCCCUGCAGUCACCCGUCUCCCUCGCCCCUGGGGCAGUGCUGUCCUCAGUGCCAGGACUGCUUCCUGGAGGGAGUGCUGUACGGUGACGGGGACGACUUCACCCUGGACGGCUGCCGCCAGUGCUCCUGUAGCGGUGGUAAUAUCCUCUGCUCCAACAUCGAAUGCCCCAAACUGACCUGCAUGCAUCAAGUGACCGAGCCAGGAACCUGCUGUCCACGAUGCAGAGGUUGUACGUACGACGGUCGUGAACACACGGAAGGCAGCACCUGGUUCGCCUCCAGCACUCCCUGCAUGUCGUGCAUGUGCGUGGAUGGCGUGACCACGUGCUCUGAGGUGCGCUGCGUGUCUCCGUGCCUCAACCACAUCCAGGUCCCGGGGGAAUGCUGCGCCGUGUGUGCAGACUGCGUCUACAACGGUCAAGUGUAUGCCCCCGGCGACAGCUUCCACCCCUCCAACGAUCCAUGCCAGAUCUGCACCUGCGAGGUAAUGCCAGAUGGGGAACAGCACCUUCACUGUUACCGGAAGCAGUGUCCCAGCCUGGUGGACUGUCCGAAAAACCAUAUCCUCUUCUCUGGUCCGGACUCCUGCUGCCCCGUGUGUGCCCAGCCACUGAGCAACUGCACAGCAACCUUGAUUGGCAACGAGGUCCACGCCACGGAUGACCCCUGUUUCACCUGUCAGUGCAAGGACUUGACCUGGACGUGUGUCCAUCAGGGGUGUCUCCCUCUCAGCUGCCCUGUGUCAGAGCAGUUCACCCCUGAGGACUCCUGCUGUCCCACCUGCAAUGAGUGUGUGAUUGAGGGAGGAAUCCAACGCUUGGCCAAUGGGGAAAGCUGGACAGACCCCCUGGAUGAAUGCAUCACCUGCACUUGUAACCUGGGCUAUAUUGAGUGUAACAUCCAGGAGUGUGAGCCCUUGGUAUGCCAGGAUGGCCUGGUAAAGGUGAAGUCCCCAGGGCAGUGCUGCUAUGAAUGCCAAGACCCCAGCGUGUCAUGCGUAUACCAGGGCACAAUCUACCAGUCGAACGAACACUGGGAGGUGGACGAGUGUACAUCCUGUACCUGUGUGUCCGGGGACGUGCACUGCCAAACAGAACGAUGUCCGCUGGUCACCUGCGCCUCGGAUGAGACCCCAGCUCUGAUCCCUGGGAUGUGCUGUCCCCACUGCAUCCCGAGGCCAGCCACCUGCAUUGUUUUUGGUGACCCUCACUACCGCACCUUCGAUGGGAAGAUGAUCAACUUCCAGGGGGCCUGCACUUACGUGCUGGCAGAGGACUGUGAGGGUGGAGACUUCAGCAUUCAUGUCAUGAACGACGAUCGCGGCCGCAAAGGCGUAUCUUGGACCAAGGAGGUGACCAUCUUCAUUGGCGACGUCAUGGUGCAGCUGCUGCAGAACUGGAUGGUCAUGGUGGAUUACCAGACUGUAACUUUGCCUUACCUGAAGGAGCCUUACAUUUAUGUGGAGCGCAAGACGAACACCAUCUUACUGAACACCAAUAUUGGAGUGAAGGUUCUGUGGAACGGGAAGUCUCACCUGGAGGUGAGUGUCCCAGGGACCUACAAAAACCACAUGUGUGGCCUCUGCGGGAACUUCAACAACUACCCCCAGGAUGACAUGAGGCUUCCCACUGGCCAGGCUGUCAAAUCUGAGGCUACCUUUGGGAACAGCUGGAAGGUGAAGAGAGAUAAUGACACUGCCAGCCAGUGCAGAGACGGAGAGGACAUCGACCCCUGCAAGGAGGCCGGCUAUUUUGCCCGCAAGAUGGGCAAUGUCCGCUGCGCCAUCCUGAAGUCUGAGGUGUUUGAGCGCUGCCACAAAGUCAUCCCUCCGGAGAUGUUCUACGCGUCCUGCGUGUAUGACCUGUGUGCCUGCGGGGCCAACUCUGACGACUGCCUGUGUGACGCCCUGGAGGCCUACGCCUCGGAGUGUCGGGAGGCCGGGGUGGUGCUGCAGUGGAGGACCCACGCUCUGUGUGCUGUGGGCUGUCCCCUUGACCGUGGCUUUGUUUUUGACGAGUGUGGGCCCCCCUGCCCCAAGACCUGCUUCAACAAAGACGUACCCCUGGGGGUCAUCGAGUCGCACUGCUUCAAGCCCUGUGUCCCCGGCUGCCAGUGCCCCGCUGGGCUGGUGGAGCACGAAUCGCACUGCAUUUCCCCUGAGACCUGCCCUAAGAUAAUCUACGGCAACUCAUGACAGACACCCUGCACAUCCUGUCUGUCCACGUAAUGGUGCUAUAACUCCGCUGAACUCGCACUGGAGAGUCAGAAAGCUCUGUUUGUCCUAAGUGCUCUGCUCUGCUCUGCAUCACACCUUGCAAAAGCCAUAGAAUGCCACGCUUUUCUUAGAACUGUACUAUUGUAAAUUAUCCUUGCAGUGAAGCAGUGGCCAUAUAAACGGCCUUGGCUAUUUGUAAAGUUUAUGUUUUUAAAAUUGCACCUUUUGACAUUUAUAUACUGAUCAAAGCCUGAAGAAAUUUUACAGUCAAAAAUGAGUUUGGCACAUGUUAAACUUAUCCUGUAGGUUUGAGGUAUCACAUUGAAUGAAACAGAAGAAAGUUUCAUAUUUGUAUUUCCAGGGGACAGAACUAAUCAGGAUGUGGGACCAGCUUCCUGUUUCCUGUCAAUGACAUCAUAGGCUUAGAGUAAAAAUAUUUUUAUACUUAUCUUUAUGGAUUAAUUUCAAUGAUAUUAAAUGAAGUAAUUAAUUAAAAUGGUAGACAAAAAAUAUUCUUCUAAUAUUCCGCAGGAAUGUGUGAGUUACCUGUACCUAUGCUGUGUGCAGUUUUUAAUGUCAGUUUUACAAUGCGUAGCCAACCCUCGCAUAUUAAGUCUGAAGCCAAAAUAAGAAAAUUGAACACUGUGCAAAGCUACAAAAUUUACAUUUACUGCAAUAAUUAAUUCAACAUAACUUUGGCAGACAUUCACAUGAACAAUUGUGCUGUGUAAGAAUUAAAAGGAAAAAUCUCCAAAAAUGUUAUAGUCCUGAUGCCCUGAGGACGGAGUAAACUUUUUAUUUUGCUCGCAGUUUGACAAUUUAUAUGUAAAGCCGUCUCAAAGGUGCUUCUCUAAGCCCUAAAAUGAAAAAGGGAAUUGCUUUGAUGAAUGUGGAAAUGUAAGUGAUUAAAACACAAAAAUUUGUCUUUUCUACUUUAUUCAUUCUCCACUGAAUGAGCCUGCGAGUAUCAAGUUAAGUUCCAGUGAAAAUGAACUUAACAAAGGAAGGGGAAAAGGGAAAGGCAUUAGAAUAUGGGUGUUUUUCCUAACAUACCUAUUGUCUGUAUCAAGGGCUUUAAUUCAGUCAAAGGCCCUUUGGGCUUUGUCUGUAACAUUGUGAAACAAAGUCCUUCAGGGCAUUUUAUUGUUUUUCAAAGAGCUUAUUUUAAACUUUUGGAUUUACAUUGAUGUAUUCUCCACGCAGCUUAUAUGGAAGUUUCUGAAUGUACAUAAAGGAAUUAUAAAAAUGUUAAGUUUUUUAAAAGUAAGUAACGCUGAGAUGAAUAUGACGUUAAAUCACAUCUUAUUUAGUCCAACGAGAAAAAAUAAUAAAAUGGCCAUUUCACAAAGAUUCAAACUAGUAUUUGUAAUAGAGUUGAAAUUAAUGUUUUUUUAUUGACUGAGCUGUUUCAUUCUGUUGAAUUCAUGCUUUAGCUCUUGGUUUUGACUGUGAUAAAAUCACCUUCAACCUCAUGGGAUUUUCACAUUUGUUCAUAACCGUGAAAAAGAGAAGUCUAUUUUGGUAUUAGGGUAGUUCUGUUGUGAAGCUGUUUUUCAGAGGUCUUUGCUCAAUACCUCAAACUAACGGUUAGUAUCAAGUAGUAAAAUGAGUAAUAAUCUGAAAACACUAUUCUGUUCUUCCAACGGAUGCCUGCUGUGGAUUUACUGGAUCAGAUUUAUGCUGUAUGUGUCAGGUGAUCUGAUCUGAUAUACACAUAUAUGAUAUGUAUGAACAUGCACAGUUUAUCUAAAAUACUGUAUAAUAACCUUGUUUCCAUAUGAAUGGUUUUUCUGUCACUGGAUAAUUGUUAAAAUGGAGGAAUGUGCAAAAAUCUUAAAGCAGCUACCCGUUGCAUACAUUAUGAGCCUUUCUCAUAUAGCCUUGGUGUUAAUAUUGUUAAAAUGGUGUACAACCAUAUACAGAGAUUAAAAAACUAGUGACUGAGUAAAUGAGGUUUUCUAAAGUACAAUAUCAUGGUUUAUUCCUGUCUAUUUAUUUUUUUAUUUUGUAUUAUUUUUUACCUGAUUUAGAUUAAUAAACAUGUGCUAUAAAGAGA